This is a messenger RNA of Loa loa (African eye worm), 417 nucleotides long. RefSeq lists its product as hypothetical. Lineage: Eukaryota; Metazoa; Nematoda; Chromadorea; Rhabditida; Onchocercidae. The coding region runs from base 1 to 417 and encodes 138 amino acids. The record is from RefSeq and is a predicted model, not a curated record. The transcript has 2 exons.
AUGAAACAACUAAUUGGAAUAUUUUUUAUUGCAAUUGCAACUAUUCCAAAUAUAUAUUUCUGUAAGCCAAUUGAACCGGAACCAACAAUCAGUAACGCCACUUUAUCAAUCAAUAAAACAUCCCAGAAGAAUGAAAAACCAUUAUUGGAUAAAAUUCUUGAAGAAUUGAAAAUUAAAAAAGAAGGUCGAGAAAAAGGUAUUGAAAUGUAUCUUGCAAAUAGCAAAGCACUCCUGAAUACCGGAUUGCUUAUUGAUGAUACAAUUGAUGUCAUACGUGAAGGUAAAGAACCAUUCCUGAAAUUAUUCUCAUUACCAUUAUCUGUUAUAUUUCAUUUAUUAGGUUUUGAUGAAGUUGGUGAUGUAUUCGGAAAAUUUGGCUUAUCAUUUCUUUUGGAUCUUAUCACCAGUGAUAAAUGA